AUGGAGAUGCCUUCGGUUGCGGCUUUGGCCGGCGCGAGACUGCUGGGCGACGUCGAAGAGGCGAAUCUCGAAGAGAUUCUGAAUGCCCUUCGCGCGGCAGUCAACCCCAAUGCAUCGUCCAGCAAGACAAAGCAUAUCAAGGCAUAUCCCAUCCCUGGCCUGGACAUCAUCGUCGCGCGCAACUUUCGGGCAACAAACUUAGCGCCACUGGCCAUAACUGGCCGGCGUCUUCCGCUCAUCUACACACUCAUUUCAACCCUCGUGUCACCGCCUCUUAAUAAGACGGUGCUGGUACUCGACACAGAGCAUCGCUUCGAUGCAACACGUCUCGUUUGCAGCCCGGAGAGCAUCCGUCACGUCUACGUGCACCGCCCGGCCUGUGACGCCAUCCACGGCCCACGCGGCGAUGGCGGCGCCGGGAUGGGUCCGGACCAGGUCAGGCAGCUUGUCACGGCGGCCGAGGAUUGGAUGCUCUAUGGCGAUCACGAAAGCAACGGCCGCGAGUGGUGGGGGACCAUAGUCAUUGGUGCUCUCGGUGCCGGAGAUGUGACGGCUGCCUGGAAGGGCUGGCUGAGAAUCGACCGAGACAACAUCCCCGGGUUUUCCCUCGGUUGUAGCGCGAAGGAGGCCAUGACAGACCGCCAGAGGCGCCAGGAAGCCGUUGAUGCCGCGCCAUGGGCUGCCUCCUCGCAGUGGGGAAGUUUCACCUUCCCAGACUCACUACAGUUGCAAUUGCGACCUCCAGCCCGACUCGACGCACGUAACCAACUGGCAGGGUGUGCCUCGAGCGAGGGUGCGGAGGCGGGGAAGAAACGCCAGGAGGAGGAUGCCCGAGGUCGAGGAGGAGAAGCCGGUGGAGAUGGGGACGGAGAGGAGUGUGUACAUAACAGACAUGGAUGA
Colletotrichum destructivum is the source of this 900-nucleotide messenger RNA. RefSeq lists its product as uncharacterized. The coding region runs from base 1 to 900 and encodes 299 amino acids. Lineage: Eukaryota; Fungi; Ascomycota; Sordariomycetes; Glomerellales; Glomerellaceae. The transcript is spliced from 2 exons. The record is from RefSeq and is a predicted model, not a curated record.